GCGGUGGAGUCACUUGGUCGAGGGAUUUCCCGCCGUCGGGAUCGUCAUGACGUCGUUGACAGUCCGCGAAAACCGCAAUCAGAAUUUCAAUACGGAAAAAAUUUCCGGUUCGCAACCCGAGCCGGAAACCAGGGCUGAUGACACAGACGCCUGGCUACUGAGGAAGAAAAAAAACAAUGACGAUGCCGACAGCGUGGCGAGCGUCACGUCGAGCCUGGAAAGCACCGUCGUAUCGAGCAAAGUACACCGGGAUUCCGAAGUCUACGACAUGACCCACCCACGACGAGGAGUCGCCCUGAUCUUCAACCACAUUCACUUCGUGAACAUGGCGACUCGGACCGGGACGAUUAAGGACUGCAAAAACCUCGGAGAAGCUCUCGAUAGUCUUGGAUUCGAGGUUCGCGUCUACAACGACCCCAGCUUUAAGACCAUAACGCAGGUCCUGAGAUCAGUCGCUGCCGAGGAUCACAGCGACGCCGAUUGUCUCGUUGUAUCAGCGAUGUCUCACGGCGAAUCCGGCUUCCUGCAUUCGAGCGAUGAACUUUACCCCGUUGACAAACUGUGGAAUUCUUUCACCGGCGAUUUGUGCCCCACCCUCGCUGGAAAACCGAAGCUCUUCUUCAUCCAGGCUUGCCGAGGUAAUCGACUCGAUCAGGGUGUCACAAUAAUUGACGAAACUGACAGCGCGACUAGCUACAGCAUACCUGCCUACGCUGACAUCAUGGUUGCCUUCUCUACUUAUGAUGGUUUCUAUUCCUGGCGCAACCCAGACGCUGGUUCGUGGUUCAUCCAGGCGAUCUGCAAGGAAUUCGCCAGGAACGGCACGAGUCGGGACCUUCUGACUAUAAUGACGUUCGUCAACCGGAGGGUCGCCCUCGACUUCCAGUCCUACGUACCCCAGAACGCCAAGAUGCAUGCAAAGAAGCAGAUUCCAUCGAUAGUUUCGAUGCUCACGCGCCUCGUCUACUUUUCAAAAAAAUCGGGCAGUCUUUGUUCUGCAAAAAAAGUCACCGCACUUUGAAUCGAAUCCCAUGAACGAAGGCUUUUAUAAACGUGAAUCAUCGACGACCGUUGAAUACACUUGAUUUAUUUCAGCUGCGUAUAAUACACAAAGUAUUUCGUGCCAAUUUGAUAGAAGGUUUAAUUGUUAAAAAAAUUUUGUUUAAAAUUUUGAAAAUGAGAAUAGAAAAUAAGUACUCGAUAGAAUUGAAUCGGGGUAGAAAAUCAAAUUUUUGCGAAUU
Messenger RNA from Diprion similis, 1241 nucleotides. Its product is annotated as caspase-1-like. The record is from RefSeq and is a predicted model, not a curated record. Gene Ontology annotation, biological process: proteolysis. Bases 47 to 1021 code for a protein of 324 amino acids. Gene Ontology annotation, molecular function: cysteine-type endopeptidase activity. The transcript is spliced from 5 exons. Lineage: Eukaryota; Metazoa; Arthropoda; Insecta; Hymenoptera; Diprionidae.